AUGGCAAUUCCUGUGGACAAGACCAUAUGGGAAUGGUUGACCGAGCACACUUUCGACCGACGGACCAAACGCACCACGUCAGGAUAUACGGAUGUCGAUACACAGCAGCGCGUUACAUAUCUGCAACUCAAAGACUAUGCAACGUACUUGUCGACUGCACUUGGUGCUGUGUAUGGAACAUGCCUCGGGGAUGCGGUUGCAAUCUUCAGUCCAAAUACAGUAUGGUAUCCGGUAGCAAUGUUUGCGGCUUUGCGGCUAGGAGCAACGGUCUCCGGAGUGUCGCCCACUUACACAAAGGACGAACUCUCAUACGCCUUGCGGAAGACGAAGACCAAAAUCCUGUGGACUACCUAUGAACUCAAGAGCGUUGCUGUGGCUGCCGUGCAGGACUUGAGUCAUGACUGUAGCAUAAUACUCCUUGAACCACAGCCGAACAGCAUUGAGACCGGCAACACACUCGAGACUCUUGCAAAUCUCGGAAAGAGUUACGGAGAAGAGAAGCAAAUCGGCGCAUAUAAAGUACCGCCUGGACAGACCAACAAAGAUAUCUGUGCUUUUCUAAACCUCAGUAGUGGCACGACAGGUUUACCAAAGGCAGUCAUCAUCUCACACCAGAAUGUGAUUGCGCAAUGCCUACAGGUCGAGCAGAUUACGUCCACCGAUCACCGCAGGGUUCUUGGGGCCCUGCCAGUGUACCACAUCCAGGGUCUCAUUCACAUUCUUCACGUGCCGGUCGCCCUUAAUGCUGAGGUUUACCUCAUGCGUAAAUUCUCCAUGGAGGGCAUGUUAGAGGCGGUCGCCAAGUACGAGAUUCGAGAACUCUGCCUUGUACCACCGAUAAUAAUCCUGCUGGCCAAGAGUCCCCUCGUUGAAAAGUAUGAUUUGAGCUGCAUUCGACGAUUCUUUUCCGGGGCCGCGCCCUUGUCAGACGGUGUUCUGAAAGUGCUCCAGGAAAGAUUUCCCCAAACAGGUUUCAAGCAGGGCUACGGCCUCACAGAGUCCUGCAGUGCCAUAACGCUGCAUCCUCCAGACAUGCUAGGCUAUGAAAAUGCUGGCUUUGGAGGCACCCUGGUGGCCAAUACAGAAAUCAGCAUACGGUCCAUAGACGACGGUCGAGAGCUGGGGGUGGAUGAGACUGGGGAAAUACUCGCCCGAGGUCCCCAAAUCACGGAAGGCUAUCUCGGUGAUCCCAAUGCCACCGCAUCGACGUUUGACAGUGAAGGUUGGCUCCAUACUGGCGACAUAGGCAGGAUGAACAAUCAGGGUUUCCUCAUUGUCAGCGACCGCAUCAAGGAUCUCAUCAAAGUCAAGGGCGUUGGUGUGGCGCCUGCAGAGCUUGAAGAUCUACUGUUGACACAUUCACAAGUCGAAAGUUGUGCCGUUCUGGGUGCUCCAGAUGCUUAUGCCGGAGAGACACCAGUAGCCUACGUGGUUUUGAGGAAUGCUGGUACUGCUCCCGCGGACAAAACGACAGUAGGUAUGGACUUACUGCAGUUGGUGCGUCGGAAGCGGGCUCCUCAUAAAUGGCUGUCAAAGCUAGAGAUCGUGGAGAGCAUUCCAAAAAGUCCUACAGGAAAGAUUCUGAAGAAGGUCAUAAGAGACGAUCCAAGUCGAAUGGGAACCAGUAUUGUGGUCAGUGGGAAGGAUGCGACGAAGAUUGGGGCGAAAGUCAUCUCUGCCAAACUCUGAAGUCGUGGUCACGGCCUUCGCGUGG
Molecule: messenger RNA, 1714 nt
Organism: Exophiala viscosa
Lineage: Eukaryota; Fungi; Ascomycota; Eurotiomycetes; Chaetothyriales; Herpotrichiellaceae
Product: 4-coumarate-coa ligase/4-coumaroyl-CoA synthase
Exons: 5
Coding region: 1-1689 (562 amino acids)
Molecular function (GO): CoA-ligase activity
Source: RefSeq, a predicted model, not a curated record